AGAGGUUCGUGUAUUGAUUGAUGCAAGGCAUUGUGUUUUUGUCAUUAAAUUUUCUUAUUUUUUUAAAUUACAAAAAAAAAUAAUUAUAAAGAAAUACCUUGAGCGUGAUUUAAUUGCAUCUUUAACACAAAGACUAAACAAAUUGCAAGAUGGCUGCCAUUGGCGUUGUGCGCGAGAAUGAAUUACGCAAAAAGGAAAUAUGCCGCUUCUGUCUGGUGCAACAUAGCAAACUUGCCUCAAUUUUUAUUGAUAAUGCACGCGUAAAGUCAACCGCGUCGCUGCCACUACAAAUAAUGGCCAUAACUUCAAUAGAGGUCCAUAGCAAUGAUGGAAUGCCCAUCUAUAUCUGUUUGGACUGUCGUCUACUUUUUGAACACUGUUAUCGCUUUAAGCAGAUGUGUAAAAAUGCGGAGACUCUACUACGACAGUAUCCGCUUACUGGUAAAUGGCCCGAACCGCUGGAGAAGCCGCGUGCCCCACUGAUGGCCAAUCAAACGGUUUCAGCUAAGAAGGAUUCUGCAGAAAUACAACCCAAAAAGCUGCUCAAUUCUAUGGCAAAGUCCAAUAAUGUACAGAUUGAAAGCGUGCAGGUAUUGGAAACUAGUUGUCUCACUAGAAAGCUGCUCAACUCGGGUGCGGCGAACUCUACUGAGCCACCGCUUACUCCAAGAGUGUCUUCGGUAAAAAGGCCACAAUCGAUGUCAUAUCAAAUGAAAGUGGAGAACAACCACGAACUGUCCAUGGACGAUGUGCAGAAUUUAAUUGCCGAUAUCGCUGAAGAACUUGAUUUUAUUAAUGCACCGGCUGCUCCUGAAACGGCCCCUGUUACCAAACCAAAGGUUCUCAACAAAUCCUCUAUGCGAAUUCUUAACAAAGGUGCCAGCACAUCUUCAGAGCCUCUCCUAGCCACGCCUCAAAUAAAGCACGACGAGGAUGGGAACGUUGCGCUUGUCACGGAAAUACUCGAUGCCGAUUCAAUCGAAGCAAUUGAUGCGGUCACAGAUCCCAUAAAAAAUGCCGCGCCUGUGGAGACAAACGUCUUUCCAUGUCCUCACUGCGAUCGCUCAUUUCCAUUGAAGCAGCUGCUCGACAUACAUGUUGUAAACCAUUCGCGCACACGUAGCUUUCAGUGUCCAGAGUGUGACAAGAGCUUCUUCUCUAAGUACGAUCUGCAGAAGCAUAACUUUAUACACACAGGUGAGCGUCCCUACAAGUGCAGCGUCUGCGAAAAGGCCUUCACACGUCGUGCUCUACUGCAUCGACACGAGCGCACCCACACCGACGUACCGAAGUUUAUAUGUCUUUACUGCGAGAAGCCGUUCAUCUCGCGCAAGGAGAUGGAGAAGCAUGCAGAGCGCCAUACCAAGAAGAGACCUUUCCAGUGUGGCGUGUGCCAAAAGGCGUUUGCCUUUAAGCAAGGUCUGGAACGACAUGAGGUCAUACACAACACGAAUCUGCCAUUCCCGUGCCAGUAUUGCAGUCGAAGCUUUGUGACCGCCGGCAAAUUGGCGCGUCAUCUGGUUGCGCAUGCCGGCAAACGCGUUUAUCCCUGCAAGUAUUGCACCAAGUCGUACCUGCUUUCGCAUCACUUGUCGCGUCAUCUGCGCAUGCACAAGCAGGCACUAGUAACCUCAUUUAUAUGCAGCAUUUGCAAGGAUAUCCACGAAACUUAUGACAGUCUGGUGGAGCACUCGGCUAUUCAUGCAAACAUCUCGUUGAUCUGUCCGUUGUGUCAGGCGAGCAUCGCUGACUUCGAUUGCGUGGAGUCGCACAUGCAGGCGCACAAGAAGAGUGACCGGCACGCGUGCGAGUUUUGCGAUUAUAUUUUCCUUACUUCAAGUCAGUUGCAUAAACACAUCGAGGACGAUCAUGUGGUCGACAUGGUGCCGUAUCAGAAUGAAGGCGAAUACGAGCAGGGAGGUAAUAAAGAGGAUUCUGAGAAGGAGUCUGAGUUAAUGGAGGAAUUAUUGAGCGAGGAGCCACAGUCGCAUUCAAAUAAAUCCGCAUCGCCACCGCAGCCGAAAAUACGGAAAAUCAAUCCGAGUUCUAAAUCAACAAACAACGAAAAAUCUAUGCAAGAGUCAAGUUCAAAGAAAAUUAAAGAAGAGCCGGGUUCACCUGUUGUGGUGAAAAGAGAACGCCCAUUAAAGUCGCCUGCCGCAGCCCCUGUUUUACCUGAAAACAAACGUCAGACGCGCAGGCAGGAGGCCAAACAAAAGAUUCUGAAACCGAGCGAUUCCGGCAAAAGAUUGACUAAGAAAGUUCUUGCAGUUCACGAAAAACCAGGCAUGAAGCCAAGAAAUGCAAAGGUGACAAGUUCAAAGCAUCAGAGCUCCAAGUAGAUUCUCAACCCAUAUGCGAUGUUUAUAAAUAUACAGAUAGCUAAAGCAUAAAAAAUGUAUUUUACAUUUUGCAAAUUUAUAAAUGAGUCUACGGAUCAUUUUAGAAUUGCUCAACAUUUUAUGAAUUUACGUCUAGUUGUCGUUUGCAAGUAAGUCGCUUUUAAAAGAUUUGAAAGCAAGUGAAGAUGAGAGUUUUAUACAAAG
Messenger RNA from Drosophila hydei, 2546 nucleotides. It is a transcript of the gene pita, whose product is annotated as zinc finger imprinted 3. NCBI's taxonomy places the organism in Eukaryota, Metazoa, Arthropoda, Insecta, Diptera, Drosophilidae. The coding region runs from base 150 to 2342 and encodes 730 amino acids. The transcript has 3 exons. Gene Ontology annotation, molecular function: zinc ion binding. Gene Ontology annotation, cellular component: nucleus. The record is from RefSeq and is a predicted model, not a curated record.